This is a messenger RNA of Sabethes cyaneus, 1093 nucleotides long. RefSeq lists its product as uncharacterized. The record is from RefSeq and is a predicted model, not a curated record. The transcript has 3 exons. Bases 204 to 800 code for a protein of 198 amino acids. Lineage: Eukaryota; Metazoa; Arthropoda; Insecta; Diptera; Culicidae.
UGCAUUUAGCGUAAUUAGUUUUAAUAUCGUUUUAGUUAUCACUGUGAUAGAAACAAUUUGCACUGCAUUAGACUAUUUUUCCGUGUUGAACAUAGGCGAAAUUUUCACCAGGAUCUGCCCUACAGUAGUAAACUUUCCUCGGCCUUGCUCCUGCUGUAAGGUGAUCACAGGGAAACAUUAAUAAGCUUUAUUAAAACGUGAGGAUGGACCAGCAGCGAUUCCGAACCGGAGAACGCAUUAACAAUAUUUCGACAAAUACUUUUCAAAUCUGGGAAACGACUGUCCGUCUAGCUCGCAUUCGUACUUUGAUGGAUCACCUGUGUGCUGCUAACGACGAAAAUGAUGAGCUAAUAUAUUGUCUACGGGAGCCAAAUGAGCCAAUUGAGGAUACUCCGGAGGACACUAGUAACGAUACAGAUCCCGACGAGGAAGACGGUUCCAUCAAUUCUAUUAUUAAAGAUAUUCGAUCCCGGCCACGUACUCGCGGGGCUGUCAAAAUGAUAUUUUACAACCGUUUGGCUAUGAUUUCCGAUAAACUAACGCAGGAUAUUAAAUUCCGAUCGGAAAAUGCAGAAUUUUUCGAUGAUCUAGAGCUAGUGCUGAGCCGGAUGAGCGACGAGGCAGCCGAAAUAACUAAGAGAGAAAUAAUGAAAUAUUUGGCCGAAGCAAAGGAAAGACUAGCAAAAAAAGAUCGAGAGCGGCAGCAGCUAUUGCAACAGCAACAACAGCAAAGUUUCGGCUCGUCGGCUUCAUCUUCGGCGGGCUCUAGCUUAGCGGGUUCGAGUAAUUCUGGUUUUUAAUAUUAGGCCCGUACGACAUAUUAGACAGACAAACAGACUGUAACCCUAAAAUUACUCCAGUAAGUUUCCAUGGUCUUGCUUUGCAGUAGAAGCUGCAGCGUCUAUCGCAAUAUCGAAUGAGACACAAUUAGCUCGGUUAUUAGCGCACGCAAACCAAGUAAUGAACAAACAAAUCUGUACUCUAAAUGUAAUUUGUUUUCCCUUAUCAUCUAUCGUCAAGUUUUUUCUUCUGUACUUGUAUAUGUUCCCCUGUAUUUUGUUUUAUUUAUCAUUGUUUGAAGAAUUUUUCCAUU